Molecule: messenger RNA, 3051 nt
Organism: Pristis pectinata (smalltooth sawfish)
Lineage: Eukaryota; Metazoa; Chordata; Chondrichthyes; Rhinopristiformes; Pristidae
Product: phosphatidylethanolamine-binding protein 4
Exons: 7
Coding region: 126-755 (209 amino acids)
Source: RefSeq, a predicted model, not a curated record
GCGCGCUGGAUUUCGUCCGUUUUCGCAUUCAAAACAUAACUGGAUUCGCCCGAGGUCUCGUGUUCCCCGUCGCUGGCGGCGGCCUCGCUUCUGCUUGAAAUUUAUCAUAUUUUUUUUUAAAAAGUAUGGUUGUUGUCAACAGGAUGAAGCAGCUUGUAUAUCUUCUGGUUGGACUGAACAUUCUUUCUCAUCAGAAGGCAGAUUCUUCAAUGAAUGAGGAAGAAUCAAUGUGUAUUAUUGAAAGCGGUGGUGACAACAGCAUUUGCAGGGGAGAGCUCCAAGUGUUAUAUCCAGAAUUGGGAAAUGCGGCCUGUAUCGUCAUCCCAAAAUGCCAUCAGUUCCAAAGACGCCUGAGUGAAGAAUGGGGCAAACCACAUAUUAAGUUUCCUGAAGCCAAAGAGGACAUGAUAUAUGUGCUGAUAAUGGUGGAUCCUGAUGCUCCAAGCAGAAGCAAUCCUAAAUUCCGUUACUGGAGACAUUGGUUGGUGACUAACAUACAUGGUAGAGAUCUCCUGGAUGGAAAUAUUAAAGGCACGGUUCUCUCAGAGUAUAGGCCACCCACCCCUCCAUCUGGCACAGGGUACCACCGUUACCAGUUCUUCCUUUAUGAGCAGCCAGAUGAUGCAGUCAUUGCACUGAACGAACAUGAAACAAAAUCCUUUGGUUACUGGAACUUGAAUUCAUUCAUUACCAGAUCCAAUCUUGGAAAACCAGUGGCAUCAACCCAAUUCAUGACCCAGAACUAUAAAGACUAAAAGGAGGGCGUUUCUCCAAAAGUUUGCAAAGAGGAAGUUCAUCUUUGAAUAACACCUGCUGCCAGAACUACUUCUUCACUGCUGUUGCUUAACAAAUAACAAGGCCUGAUAAGAUGGUAUUUUUUGCUGUUUGACCACACAGAUUUUACCAAAAACAAUGUAUAUACCACACCCUUGUCAUGAUUGCAAUUAGAACUUGAUGCAUUGAAGAUAUUUUACCAUCAAUAACAAGAACAGAAAUUUCCAUGAUAUUUAGAUAUACAGUCUGUAACUCGGAGAUUAAAUCUCUACAUGUUCAUACUGAAACACAAUGAUAGAUCGCACUUUCUUCCAGACAUUAUCAAAUCAUGAGAUAGAUCUCUUGUGAUGAUGAAGGUCUCCUGACUCAAUGUUACCAAGAAUACUGGUUGAGCUGAGUUCAGUGACGACAUACAGAUUUCAGUAUAGUUACUAAUUAGAAAACAUUGGGCAAUAUUAAUGUGAAAAAAUAUUUGCUGAUAAGGAAAUGUUACAAAAAUGUUUUAGGGAGAUAAGUUGAGGUGAGAUGUUUAAUUAAAUUUAAUUCCAUCAGAUCUUCAUUAGAUAAAUCACUAGCUUGAUGGGUAGAGAAAUGUUUUUGUGUUUGCUUUGAUUUUGCAAUGAAUUUAUGCUAAGUAUUAAGAAUAUAACAUUUCCUGUUUCUGUUGUGUUUUGGCCAUACACUUGAACAGUGUUGUCACAUGCGGUAAAAUUUAGGUCAAACUUGUAUUUAAAAAAGGGAUAAUUAUCACACAACAGGUGAGGAUGAACAUAUGUCUCUUUAGCCAUAACUCUGAUCGUAUUGUAAGACAAUUACAGUGAAGAAGUGUGUUCACUCUAUCUUAGUUCAUUGUAUGAGGAAAUUCUCCCAUGGCAACAUCUGAUUGCUGUUUGUAUGAUUGCCCUUAUUAUCAUACCUAGAAUUUGAUGUUAUAUGUUGUUCACCCUCAGUGUGAUAAAGAACAGAAUUUCCUGACUUCAGGCCAAACAUUACCUUCCACUUAUUUGAAUCUCUGCAUCCUCGUUCCCUCCCACGAUUUAGUUAUAUUAAUUUUCUGGUUUUAUCUUUCCCUUGUCAAUUACAUACCUUAGUAAGACCACAUCUCAACUGCCUCCAUUCUAGAAUGGAAAGCCAAGAAUUCUCUGUUUUGAAUGCUAUUUCCACAUUCAUCGUAGCAAAUGAGGUUAGUUGAGAAUGUGAACACUCAUCCUUAGCCUCAGUACCUGCAUGAUAUCUGGAACUGAAUACCAGUCUAUCUCACUUCCUGUUUGCUCUUUCAGUAAUGAAAAGUUGCGAGUUUGCUUUUUAAACAAAGUUUGAGGCUGCAGAGAAAGUUGCUUAGCUACCUGAUUGGCUCAUCAGGCCACUAAACUAAUUGCCUAUUAAGUGAUAAAUGAACAUAAUUUUAUAAGUUUCAAGAUUUGGUUAACAAAACUCAGGCAUUUUGUAAGUUCCUUUGGCUUUUGAUAAAACUUUUAAAGUUGACAAGAGAAAAUACUAUCAUAGAUUUAGCUGGGGGAUCUUUAUGCAAACUACUGAACCGCUCUUAGUUUAUUCUGCUGAUGGAGUUUCAAUUGGGUUCACUUUUCCUUUCUGUGACCCCCUCUAUAGUUCCUAGUCAAAACAAUGAAUAAAAUUCCGCUUAAUGGAGUAAAAAUGCCACCAGCCUGUUAAUUACAAAGACGUAACUAAAUCAGACAAAAUAUAUUUCAUCUUCCUCCCACCUCACAACCCGGAUAUCCACUCUGGUGUAGCUUAUCAAAAGGAUGAAAUGGACACAUUGAAUAAGAUACAAGUUUUCUGCGGUGGAAACUGCCCCCAUGGACCAAUGCCAAGUCCGUGGGUGAGGUAAGGUGGAGAGAGGGCCACUCCCCAGAGAACAAGACAGGGCCUGAGUCAGGUUAACACAGUGCCAGGAGAGAGAUUUUCACUGAGGAUCGGGACUUGGUGGGAAAGGGGGAGGGGUAGUAUCAGUACUGGAAAUCAUGAAACUACUGAAUUGUUGAAAAAUCAUAGCGGUUCAUAUUAUCCUCUAUAAAAGGAAGUCAUUUGUUGUAACCCAGCCUGCCCUAUGUGUGACUCCACCUCCCCACCUAUUGCCUCUUAAUUGCCCUUGAAAAUGACCCAGCAAGCCAACAGUUCAAAGGCAGUUCAAAGGGAUGAGCAAUCACCUUGACAGUGACUGAAUGAAUAAAAUAAAAAUCCUCCUCUACUCCCACUGUCUUUAAUUUAAACACGUUCUUUUGAAGGGUCAGUAAUGGCAGGGUAGCCACUGUA